UCUUAAUUAUGAAAUACACAGACAAUUAAGAAGAAGUUACUCUUGAUUAACUUAAAGAGUAUCUUAAGGAAUCAGGAAAUUACAAUGAAGAAACAUUCUCUCAAAAUGUAGAUAUUUUUCAAUAAUUAAUUGAUGAUCUUAUCUAAAAUGAUUCAGAGUAAACCUAUGAAUAAUAUGUAAUUAAUUUAAUAUACUCAUUUAGGGAAUAUCACCUUAAGAAUUGCAUUAAACUUGGUUAACUGAAAAAGAUAGAGUUUUAUCAUAUUAUAUCAAAAAGAGAACAUAAGGUUAAAAAGUAAUUCUCUUUUCUAUUUUUAUCUUAGAUUGAGAAAUUUUAAUGGUCAGUUAAUAAUUAAUUUUAUUCUAAGAAAGCUAAAAAUAUUAAUAAACCUGUUUGCAUAAUGAAUCUAAAGGUAUUAAUUAUAAAAUGUUAUAUAUAGUCUAAAGAUGUUGUUAGUAAAACACAUAAAUUUCAUACAUUUGAGAUUAAUGAAGAGGAUUUGAAUUAUAUUGAAGAUUAAAUGAAAAAAAUAGAGUAAACUAUAAAUGCUUUGCUUUUGUGA
Messenger RNA from Paramecium sonneborni, 563 nucleotides. NCBI's taxonomy places the organism in Eukaryota, Ciliophora, Oligohymenophorea, Peniculida, Parameciidae. The record is from the annotation of a GenBank genome assembly.